Molecule: messenger RNA, 812 nt
Organism: Dermacentor andersoni
Lineage: Eukaryota; Metazoa; Arthropoda; Arachnida; Ixodida; Ixodidae
Source: RefSeq, a predicted model, not a curated record
CGCUGACGAAAGACGAACACAAUCGCGAAUUUACGCGGCGUUUGCGACAUAUAACACGCACAAGGGCGCGCCACAAAACAACCGGCGACGGUGUCUAACAAGUGUGUUCGGCAUGUGUACGAUUUGGGAGGGAGCAAACGAAAAAAGAUGUGUGCAUAAGAGAGGACGCGUGGCCCUUUUUGCAAACUUCACAAAGCACGCGGUGGGAGCAAGACGACGCGCAGGAACCAAACCGCCUCCAAAACAGCCCUGCGCGCGCACGCGCGCGAACCCCCGCCCGCGCGUCGCGUCGGCGCUCUCUCUGUUUCCCUUUCAAGAACGCAGUCCGAGCAGGGAAGCCCGGUGCGGCGCCGAUAGGCCGGCGACGAGGACGACGCUUCUCACCGCGGCACGAUGUGGCGGCACGGCGGGACGACCCGCUUCUGGAUUUGCUCGGUUGUCGCCGCAGUCGCCACGCUCUUCGCUAGCGGACAGAAGCCCAUACCGCACGGAUGCGACCUGGAAAACGAAUCUAAGGGAGCUUCAAAGUGCGCUCAGGAGAACUUCGAAGGAAAGUUCGACCAGGUGAUGGCUGAGAAGCUCGUAAUCGGCUGCAUCACGGGAAACCUCACCAUCGCCGAAUUUCGGAACCGCUGCCUGAAGCCUCCAUUGAUCAAGUUCGUACAAAAGCCGACGAUGGACCAUCUGGCCAAAUUUCAAAACUGCGUUGUUAAAACAAUUUACCCGCACUCGAAUCUCUUUAGGUGAUCGCUGGUUGCCGACUAUCAUAAACAAUAAAAGGCUCAACGUCACGGUCGACGCGAUGUUCGGCA